Messenger RNA from Dermatophagoides farinae (American house dust mite), 703 nucleotides. RefSeq lists its product as uncharacterized. NCBI's taxonomy places the organism in Eukaryota, Metazoa, Arthropoda, Arachnida, Sarcoptiformes, Pyroglyphidae. The record is from RefSeq and is a predicted model, not a curated record.
GCUGAAUCAUCAUCUGAGAUGGAAAUCAUCCUGGGUGGAAAUAUCUUUCCAAUUCAUUCUCGAGUUUAUAUUUAAUUUGAAUCAUGGAUAUAGCUGCAUUGAAACUUUUUGAACAUGUUCCAACAUUAACUGAUAAUAACUGGCCAAUUUGGAAAUGGAAAGUAGAAUUGGCAUUAAAACAUAUGGAAAUGUGGCCAUUGGUGAACGAUGGUGAUUUAUCACAACCAAAUGAUGAUAUUAAAAUACGUUCGUUAAUUGGUCUUUGGGUCGAUGAUUCUUUAGUACCAUUAAUCAAAGAUUGUAAAACUUCUCAUCAAAUGUGGACAACAUUGACUGAACAUUUCGAAAAUGAAGUACAACCAUCAACUAGUACAACAAAAUUGCUUUCCAAUCCAGAAAAAAAUUCAGAAUCCAAAAGCAUUGAAAAACAAGAGCCAAAAAUACGGCUAAAAUGUAUUUUCUGUGAACGUGAUGGCCACAAUGAAAAACAAUGUUGGCGAAAAAAACGACUAGUACACAAAUUGAAACCUGAAGGUUGAAAUUACAAUUUUUUUUUGAUUUCAUGAUCUCAUGGAAAAUAAACACUUGUUUGAUUAUAAUUAAUUCCAAUCAAUGAUUUUAAUAUAUAUAAAUCAAUUAUAAUAUUGCUGAAAUUUUGUCAAAACAAUUAUUUGGCUACGUUUAAAUAAAUAAAAAUUUAAAA